Messenger RNA from Clupea harengus (Atlantic herring), 4046 nucleotides. RefSeq names its product reticulophagy regulator family member 2 (gene retreg2). The record is from RefSeq and is a predicted model, not a curated record. Lineage: Eukaryota; Metazoa; Chordata; Actinopteri; Clupeiformes; Clupeidae. Gene Ontology annotation, cellular component: membrane.
UGAGCCUGUAAUAUCGCUUCUCGCAUUUUUUCUAAUCCAUGACGGCCUUUGACGGAUCCACCUUACCAUACCCCGUGAUCUACACAACAACAUAACAAAGUGGGGAAAAGAUGGCGAGCGUGGAGGAGGCCAGACGCCCCUCUGUUUCCUCGUCUUCGAUCGGUCUAGAGGCCUUGUUCCCAGCCGGGGGAUCUGAACAAACUUGCGGAGAUGGGAACCCGGAGCUAGUGCGACUUCGUGAACGGCUCCAGGGCUGGCUGUCGCAGUACGAGCCCUUGGUGCUGGGGGUGCAGAGACUACUCGUAUGGGAGAGGCCGCUGUACAGCAUCAUUGCCGCUCUCACGCUUAAUACCUUGUUCUGGCUCUUAUCGUCAACCUAUUUGCGACCUCUAUUUCUUUUGAGUGUCUCUCUCCUUGGUCUCAUAUUGCUGGAAAGAUGGAAAGAAAAGCUUCCAAAAAUACCUGUCUGGAAUCCUGAGGCUGCCACUGUUGAUAGGGAGACCAUGACUGUGCAGCCUCGUCUCCUGAGUGUGGCUGAACUUAGCCAUCACCUGGCAGACAGCUACCUGACAUGCAGCCUAUACAUACAGGAGAUGCUCCAGUUCAAACGGCAAAACCACGGCAAGUUCUGUGCCAUGAUGUGCGGCGGGUGUUUUGUGUUGGCUGCUGUUGGUCACUAUGUGCCAGGAAUUAUGAUUUCCUACAUCAUCGUGUUGAGCGUGUUGCUCUGGCCACUGGUUGUGUAUCACGAGCUGAUCCAGAAGAUGUACACUGGCCUGGAGCCCAUCCUGAUGAAGCUGGACUACAGCAUGAAGGGGAACACCCAGCACCGCAAACACGACAAGCGGAAGGUGAAGAAGGAGUCUGAGGAGGGCGAUGAGCCGAGAGCGGAGACAGAGAGUGAUAGCGAGGAGGAGCUCUCCUGCUUCGCUCCCACGGUGGAUGUAAAGACCACAGCGUUGGCCAUGGCCAUCACAGACUCGGAGCUCUCUGACGAGGAGGCGAGCAUCCUGGAGAGCGGAGGGUUCUCCGUGUCCAGAGCCACCACCCCACAACUGACUGACGUCUCUGAAGACCUGGACCAGCAGAGCAUGAACAGUGAACCGGAGGAAACGUUCUCCAGAGAUCUUCCUGAAUUCCCCUCCGUGGAUGACUUCCCUUCCAUGGAGCACGGUUUGUUCCACUUCCCCCUAGGUGCCUCAGCACCAGCAGAGGGUUCCACGGGGGAACAUCCAGAAUCGAACUCCCAAAGCCCAGCCAGCCUGCUCCUCCAGCACUUAGCGUCCCCUCUCCAUUUCGUCAAUACUCACUUCAACGGGCAUAGCAGGCUCGCCAAGGCUAGUCAGGCAGCUGCAGUUGGGUUGGGGAAAGAAGAAGAGGAAGAGGAGGGUGUGACCCCAGUCGAGGUGACCCCAGAGGCGCCGGGCCCCAGCCGCUCCCUCGAGGAACUGAGCGAGGAGAUCGUGAGCACGGCCAUCUCAACCGUGGUCCAGAACACGCUGUCGGCCCUACUGCGCACCACUGAAGCCAUGGAGGCGCCGUGCAUGGAGGAAUUCAUGCCUACCGAAACGCCCCCGUGCCCCAUGGAGUCAACCUUGGAAGCCCCUGCCAGCACCACCACCACCUCUGCCCUCCACCACGCAGCCGGUCUCGGUGUGGACGAGGAGGAGGAGGAGGAGGAGGAUGUGACCAGGGAAGCCAGCGUGGAAGAACUGCCGGACGUCACGCUCAUGCCGGCCGAGGAAGAGGACUUUGAGCUUCUGGACCAAAGCGAACUGGAGAUGAUGGACGAAGGGUUGGGUUUGGGCCUUGACGGACAGGGGGUGGAUACAACAGGCUCCACAACGCCAGACACACCGGCCAGUGGCGAUCAGCAACGUAACACGUCCUAGCUUCCCAGGCCAUCUCAUCUUCCCUCUUUCACCCUUGCCUGUACUGAAAUGCUCCUUUUAUUUAUAGUUUCAUGUAGAUAUAUCAUAUACCAACUUAUUCACUUACAGAGGGCGUAUACACUUAUAGAUCAGGCGCAGUCAGUUAGUCCUUUUUUUCUGUGUGUGCGUGUGUGUGUGUGUGUGCAAGUGUGUGUUUCUUUUGAAAGGGGGAAAUCACUGUGACUGAUCUGGGCCUGUUAUCAUGAAGACGUAAUUAAAUGUGGCCCAUUUUACGUUUCGCGUCCUCCCAAGCUACCGCAGUGUCAUUCAAGAAAAUUAAAACAGAAGUUUGAGCUCUUUGGUGAUAGCAUCGUGUUGGUGUUCAUUUUUGUGUAGGGAUGGAACCAGUAAUUGGUGGUUGUCAAAUGCAGCGACUCAAGUGUUCCAAAGCCUACUCAGAAUCGACACCAUCAUCUUUGCAGCCUUGUCUGACAGAUUUUUAAAAACACUGUGGCCUGAUUCUCUCAGGUUGGAAGUUUGUGGCAUUGAACCAGUCUUUUCUUGAUAUACCCUGACGGUUGUCCUUGGGCUUUUUUUUUCUGGAUAUGAUCCUAAGCCGAAUAGGGCGUUAAUGAUGUCUAACCCAGGGAACAAGACAAGCAAGCUGAAGUGAUCAUGUGUGAGUUGUGAGGAGUGAUCGUUACCCAAGGAGAUAGGAUUGGAUCCCUGAUGUUAAUAUGUUAACAUUUUUGCUUUUAUCUUUUUUUUUAAUAGAGCUGAAAUAAUAUAAAUAUACACAGAGAAUAUAAAUAUAUACAUAUUUUAUCCCUAUGGUCAGUAAAUUGGAAUGGUUUUAUUUAAAAGAUGUGGUCAGUGUACUUUAGAAAAAGGAAGACACCCGUCCCAAAAAAAAAUUCAGGGCGUAAUACCAACAUUUGGCUGUUAUUAUUCAAACUAGACUUGCACAGUUUGUACAUACUCUUGUUUAUUUUGCAUGGAGGAUAGUGGUGUGAAGUGACCGAUAACUGACAAUCCCUCUAAUGCCAUCAACUGCCAAAUGAAAGCAGAUUGGGGGGGGGGGGGAACAGACAUACAGUUUAUGUAUUGUGUGUAUCUCCUACAGCACUCUUAAACGGAGCAAGAUAACUGUGUAGUGUUGCAGUAUAAUCUAUCUUACUAACAAAAAUAAUCAUACCAUACAGUAGUAUGGCCACAGUAUGUACAGUGUGUACCAUUGACCCCCUAACAUCCUAAUCGUGUUCUCUGACACAAGCUUCUUGCUAAUGGCUAACAGUUGGAAAGAACAUUUGAUACAAUCAGAAGGUCUGUCAUAAUCACAUCAAAUUAGAGGCAAAUUUGCCAACCUUUAGCCCACCUCUUCAGAGAUGGAAUAUUACAAUAUGGACUAAAGCAUUAUUAUCACUUCUACUGGUGUUUGGUUUUAACUAUUCAUCAUGAAAUAACAAAGUGCUUCUUAAUUGUAUGUCCUGUAUUGGGUUCCUCCCAUGCAAGUCCAUGGUGCAUGAAAUUGGGAUUGCAAAAAGCACUUACGUACACCACUGUGGUUUGUGUUUUGUUCAUAGAGCUGUUUUAAGGCCUUUUGAGUCAAGCAUAGUAUGGUUAGGCCUAAUAGUAGAUAUUUUCACUGAAUAUACCUGUUCAUUCCUAGAUCAUUUGAUCUGAAAGGCAUUUUCUACAACCCAUGUGUUGGAAAUCAGCUUCGGUUUGCCUUCAACAAAUUAUGUAUCUUUUUAAUAUAUAUCUUGCAAGCUAUGAAUUAUUUUAUCAGUGGUUGAAUGACCUCUUAAAAUGUCCUUUAUUGGACUCACUGACUGCGAAUUACACCGGACUUCUUGAUUUUACCAGGGAAACUGAAAGUAUGAUCACUUUUGUAAUGUUCACACAUUCAACAUGCCAUCCUUCACUGAAAAAUGUAUCACAUGUUCCUGAGAUGAUCUUGAGACUGCAAGUUGGACAUUCUACAUGGGUGAUGCUUUGGUUUAUAUUCAAGAGAAUGUUAUAACUACUUAAUGUACAAGAGUAUGUAAAGUCAACUGAAACAACUACAGUAUGUUUUUCAAAAGAAGUUUUCAACUGUCAUGUUCUGUACUAUAGAAAUGUAUGUAUUUGCUCAUGCUUUUACUGCUUCUUGACCUAUAAAGGCACUUAAACUUC